Messenger RNA from Drosophila virilis, 1896 nucleotides. It is a transcript of the gene alpha-Est7, whose product is annotated as alpha-Esterase-7. The record is from RefSeq and is a predicted model, not a curated record. Gene Ontology annotation, molecular function: serine hydrolase activity. Lineage: Eukaryota; Metazoa; Arthropoda; Insecta; Diptera; Drosophilidae.
UUUAGCGCUGGCGCGUUACAGUCCAAGCGAUCGGUGGAAAUACUUAAAUAACUUAAUACUGUUGCUUCCUCUAUAACUUAUAUAGUUCGUAUAUGGUUGAUUGUCUGUUCUAAAAAUGAACAAAAAUAUCGGCUUUGUGGAGCGCAUACGCUGGCGUUUGAAAACCAUCGAGCAUAAAAUCCAACAAUAUCGUCAAACCACAAACGAAUCGGUUUUAGCCGACACCGAAUAUGGCAAAGUGCGGGGCGUUAAGCGUUUGUCCAUCUACGAUGUGCCCUACUUUAGCUUUGAGGGCAUACCUUAUGCCCAGCCACCAGUUGGUGAGCUGCGCUUUCGUGCACCGCAACGACCCACACCCUGGGAGGGCGUCAGGGACUGUACGCAACCCAAGGAGAAGGCAGUGCAGGUGAAUUUCAUCUACGACAAGGUGGAAGGCGCCGAGGACUGCCUCUAUCUAAAUGUCUAUACGAAUAAUCUAAGUCCUGCCAAAGCACGUCCUGUUCUGGUCUGGAUACAUGGCGGUGGCUUCGUCUUGGGUGAGGCCAAUCGCGAUUGGUACGGUCCGGACUAUUUUAUUAAGGAGGAUGUCGUCUUGGUUACCAUACAAUAUCGCUUGGGUGCCCUGGGCUUUCUCAGCCUAAAGACGCCUGGCCUGAAUGUGCCCGGCAAUGCGGGUCUUAAGGAUCAGGUGCUGGCACUUAAAUGGAUUAAGAACAACUGCGCCAGCUUUGGCGGCGAUCCAGAUUGCAUAACGGUCUUUGGCGAAAGCGCCGGGGCUGCCUCCACGCACUACAUGAUGCUCACCGAGCAGACGCAAGGCCUCUUUCAUCGCGGCAUCCUGCAGUCGGGGAGUGCUAUAGCACCUUGGGCCUUUAAUGGAGAUAUCACGCAUCGCGCCUUCACCAUUGCCAAGCUGGCCGGCUACAAGGGCGAGAACAAUGAGAAGGAUGUGCUGCAUUUUCUGCAAGCAGCACCAGCCAGGGAUCUGAUACGCGUGGAGAAGCAUGUCCUGACGCCGGAGGAGCAUGCCAAAAAGGUGAUGUUCCCUUUUGGACCUGCUUUGGAGCCAUAUGCGACGCCUGAGUGUGUGCUGCCCAAGCAUCCGCGUGAAAUGAUGAAAAACGCUUGGAGCAACUCGAUACCCAUGAUGAUAGGCAACACCUCCUUUGAAGGGCUGCUCUGGGUGCCAGAGCUAAAAAUGAUGCCACAGGUGGUGCAGCAACUGGAUGAAGGCACACCCUUCGUGCCACGUGAGCUAGCAGAGCUCGACAGCGAGAAGAUUAGCAAUUGGGCUCUAAAGAUACGCAGUGCCCAUGUAACUGGCGAGAAGGCCACACCAGAUAACUACAUGGAUUUGUGUUCCAUGGUUUACUUUAUCUUUCCUGCUCUGCGCGUAGUGCGCUCUCGGCAUGCUCACGCCGCUGGCUCGCCCGUUUACUUCUAUCGCUACGAUUUUGACUCGGAGGAGCUAAUAUUCCCCUAUCGGAUCAUGCGUUUUGGGCGUGGCGUGAAGGGCGUCAGUCAUGCGGAUGAUUUGACCUAUCAGUUCACCAGUAUCCUAGCGCGCCGCAUGCCCAAGGAGAGUCGCGAGUACCGUAACAUUGUGCGCACGGUGGGCAUUUGGACGCAGUUUGCGCGAAGUGGUAAUCCCUAUAGCUCAGAGAUCAACGGCUUGGAUAUGAUUACAUGGGAUCCAGUACGCAAAAGCGACGAGAGUAUAAAAUGCCUCAAUAUAAGCGAUGAGCUUAAAUUCGAGGAGUUGCCCGAGUGGUCCAAAGUAAAGAUCUGGGAGAGUCUCUUCGAUGAUAACAGGGAGCUGUUGUUUUGAGACAAAAAAAAGUUGUUGGUAUGUGUAUUUGUACAUUAGUCAAUCUAUGUUGAUAUGAAUUUAAAAAA